Messenger RNA from Stegostoma tigrinum, 2680 nucleotides. RefSeq names its product drebrin-like. The transcript has 16 exons. Bases 1 to 2370 code for a protein of 789 amino acids. Gene Ontology annotation, molecular function: actin filament binding. Gene Ontology annotation, biological process: regulation of actin filament polymerization; postsynaptic actin cytoskeleton organization; neuron projection morphogenesis. The record is from RefSeq and is a predicted model, not a curated record. NCBI's taxonomy places the organism in Eukaryota, Metazoa, Chordata, Chondrichthyes, Orectolobiformes, Stegostomatidae. Gene Ontology annotation, cellular component: postsynaptic membrane; plasma membrane; site of polarized growth.
AUGCCGACCUGCUCUCCAAAUGAGGAGGAGGAGGUGCUGGAUGGAGGAGACCAUGAGGGGGAAUGUUUACAUGUGAAAGGAGGAAAGGCAGCUGAUUGCUGUGAGAGGUUUUACACUCUGAAAGAACUGUCAGACUGGAAGAACAGGUUUGCAUUUCUGAGGGAGUCCCGAGCGGGUUCUCCUCUCAGAAAUGUGGAGCUCCCUGUCAAUCCGAGUGAGAUUGCCGAAACUCGGAAAAUCCAGCCAUUUGUUGUUUAUGUUAUGCGAACAGUCUGCCUUUCUGACUGUAGCCCUUUUACAAUGUUCGGGCAGGAACAUCAAGAGUCAAAGUUCACUGGUGGUCUGCAGGAAAUUGCCACAAAGUUUGACAACCAGAGUGUGAUGUAUGGAUUCUGCAGCAUCAAGGACUCUGGCUCUGGCCUGCCCAAGUAUGUCCUCAUAAACUGGGUUGGUGAAGAUGUUGAUGACAUUCGAAAAUGUACAUGUGCUAGUCACGUGCCAACAAUUGCAGACUUCUUUCAGGGGGCAAAUGUUAUUGUGAAUGCCAGCAGUCCCGAGGACGUAGACUCAACUGCUAUUCGUCAAAAGCUGACCAAUGGCACAAUGCACAUUUCGAGCCCAGUUUUGCGCCGACUCCACCUGAAAGAGGAUGAUGAUUUAUUGGGUCCAGUGGGCACCACAUACCAGAAGACCAAUGCUGCGAUUGAAAUGAAGCGAAUCAACCGAGAACUGUUCUGGGCACAGGCAAAGAGAGAAGAGGAGUUGAGGAAAGAAGAGGAGCGUAAGAAACUGAUUGAAGAAAGAGAAAAAUUUGAGAAAGAGAGAAUGGAGCAAGAGAAGAAAGAACAAGAAAAUAGAGAGCAAAGAUACCGAGAACGAGAGAAACAGAUAGAGGAAGAAAGGAAGAAACUGCAAAACCUGGAAGUUGAUGAAGUCAAAUGUGCGUCAAAACAGAGCAACUACCAGGACGUGCAGAAGGAAGGAAUGGAGGAGAAUGAGGAUGAAGAGAACAAAGGGUCGAAAAUCAGCGAUUCUGCUGAGAAAGCAGCUGAAGCCGCAGCUCUCAUUGCUCUGCGGGAUGGAAACCCUCGGGAAUUCUUUAAGCAACGGGAACGAGCCAUGACAACAAGUUUUGAGACUGUACAUUUUUCAGGGCAAAGACCAGGUCAAGUGAGCAGCCCCUUCCUUAAGAAUCAACACAGUCUGCCCGAGCGAUCAUGGUCCCCACCAAGAUCCCCUUGCCCUCGAAUUGCUGCUAACCAUAACCCCUUCCAGUCUUGCCCCUCAUCUCACCAGACACAAUUUGAAAUGACCAGAGUGGAAGAUGUAACGUCAUUCAGUGCUCCCGAGUCGAGAAUCGUUGCGACACCAAUAUACGAGGAGAAUGAAGAGGCCGAAGUUGAAGAGCUUCCAAAUCUAUUCCGGUUUACAGACAAGACUGUUCCCGAAUUUCCAGAAGAACCACCAAUUCAGUACGAAGACCCAGUGCCAGAAUGGAAUGUGCCAAGCUAUAGCGAGGAACCUGGUCUUGUAGAUGUAGACACCCCAAACCCUGUCUGGCCUGAGGCACCCAGCUUCCUACACACUGAAGAUUCAGUACAAAGUGACCAGGCAGGCUUCAUAAGUACUCAAGAACAACAACAACACCUUGUAGACAUUGGGAAUCCACAAACAAAUGAGAGUUUUCCACAAGUAAAUGAGAAUUUGCUGGACCUUUGGGAGGCCAAUGGAAUAGACCAGCUGCCAUCAAAGUCACACAGUGAGCUGGCAGAGAAGCCAUUGGUCUACACCAAUAUGGAGGAGACGGAACUGAUUUUAAACAUGAAAAGCUCCCCACUGGAUGAGUCUGUGCCAACAAAUGCAGGCAUGGAAGCGAAUAGCCAACUGCUCGUGAACUUCCAGGAAUCACCCGCAGAGCAAUCUGCAGAGGUGGUGCCUGCUAAGCCAGGGCAGCAGCAGUCCCUGAGCAGUGGGGAAGCUGGGGAGGAAAACCUGCUGUGUUUCGAUGGCAGUGAAGGUCUUCCAGCACCACCACCAGACUGUCUGGACUCGAAGCAGUGGGAGAACCUGCCGACCCUCAUCGAGCUGGAAGGCUCACAGCAGAUGAGUGAAGGCUACUGCUUUGGAAUACAGGAGCUACCCAAGCCUCAAGAUGCCCAGGCAGUUCAAGACUUUUUCAACCAAUCACAGGAUGAGUAUAUUAAAGUCCAAACAUAUGUAGAGGAAAAUGCCAACAAAAUACCAGACACAAACGAUGUUUGCUGCUUCAGUUAUCCUCUCAACCAUUCUGUCUCCAAAGACUUGGAAAUUGAUAUUACCUAUUGUGACAAUGAUACUGACACAGAUCCAGACCAUUCUCCUGCAGACUGAUCUCACUCAGCGUGUUACUCUUCUGUAUGACACUUAUGCUUCAAGUAAAUCAAAAAGACAAAAAUUGCUAAGUUUUAAUUUUAGUCUGUGUUUACUAUUUUUAACUGUAAUAAUUUGAAUGUAUUAUUUUCUAAAUUAACCUAAUUGUAUAUUGAUUCCACUUACAGCUGCUAGGUAGAGUCUGCUGAAGCUGAUAUGAUGUGACUAGCAGUGUUAACUAUCAGCAACUGCUUUUCAAGUACCAUUUUCAAAAGCACAAAUUUUGUGAAAUGCUAAUUGCUGUUGUAUGAAAAUAAACAGUUUCUGAAAA